AUCUCGUCAAAAAAAUACAUUUAUGAAUAUAACAUGUGAUAAUACUUAAAGACUGUGUUUACUGAACUGCACUUUACCAAACGGUGGAAAUGGUGUAAUUAAUGAAAUUAAAAUAUAAUGUAAAAGUUCGUUUAAAAACGUCGGAGUAAAUGACAAUUAAAAUUUAAAGUGACAACUAUAAGAAAAAAGUCAAGCUCGCACAAUCACGAAACAUAGUUCACAAAGUAAACACACCUACGAAAUUUACAUAUUAAUUUAAAGCAAAAUGUCUUGCAACUAUGCUGAUGGUUUAUCUCCGUAUGAAUAUAAAGGGGAAGUUGGUAUGAAUGAAGUUUUUGAUACUCCUGAAGUUUUGAAACAAAAGAUUUCGCUUCUUGCUGAGUGGGUCAAAGAUUCAAAAUAUACAGUUUUUCAUACAGGUGCUGGUAUAAGUACAUCAGCGGGAAUACCAGAUUUUCGAGGACCAAAAGGAGUAUGGACUUUAGAAAAAGAAGGAAAAAAACCAGAAGUUAAUUUAGAUUUCGAUGAUGCUAAACCAACAAUUACUCAUAUGGCAAUCAAAAGCUUGGUUAAAAAAGGUUAUGCAAAAUAUGUUGUCAGUCAGAAUAUAGAUGGUUUGCAUUUGAAGUCAGGAUUACUUCGUCAACAUGUUUCUGAAGUUCAUGGAAAUAUAUUUACUAUGAGAUGUAACAAAUGCAGAAGGAGCUAUGUGAGCAAAACUGCUGUAAAAACAGUUGGACAGCGAUGCUUAGAUAUAAAAUGUUUUGGAAAAAAUAAGAAUGGUAAUCAAUGCCGAGGUAUUUUAUAUGAUACAAUAUUAGACUGGGAACAUCAAUUACCCACUGAAGAGCUGGAGUUAUCGGAGUUACAUUCAAAAAUGGCUGAUUUAUGCAUUUGUCUUGGAACUUCAUUACAAAUUCAACCAAUCAAUCUUGUCCCAUUUAAUGCGAAGAAAAACAAAGGAAAAGUCGUUAUUUGCAAUUUACAAAAAACCAACUGUGAUCGUAAAGCAGAUUUAGUUAUUCAUACAUAUGUAGACAGUUUGAUGAAGUCUCUAAUGGAUAUCAUUGGAGUAGAAAUUGAUGAAUACGACGAGAUGAAAGAUCCAACAAACAUAAAUUCUGAAACCACUGAUUGGACAAUUUAUGAAAUAGAUUUAAAAAAAGUACGAGACAUUAAAAGAAACACUACAAAAUCGAAAAAACGGAAAAAGUCUGAAGCAAAAUUUUCUAAUACGGAAUCAGAAACAGAAUUGCCUUGUAAUAAUCAAGUUCUUAAGCCAUCAAAAAUUUCUAAACUCAAUAAUAUUGAUAAUAUUAUAAAACAAUAACAAAAUAAUUAGGUUCUUCAAUUAUAUUUAUAAUUUUUGUAUUUAUAUAAAUCUUUUAAUACAUUGUUCUGCUAACAAUUUCUUAAAUAAAUUUACAUUAAAAAUAUUUAACUUAUAAACAUGAUAUAAAUCUAAUUAUAAAAAUGGCAAAAAUUCAAUAUGAUACAAAUCGAGUGACUAUAGUCUUAAAAACAGCUACAGUUUUUGGCAAGCCUUGGCAUAAACAAGUUAAAAAGUUACAAGUUAAUAUUAACUUUUUAACUUAAAUUUUAUAAAUUAAUUUUCAUUAACUUAAUUUUUAACUUAACUGGUUUUUGUUGAUAUAAACGUAAUAAAUAAAGAGUUAUUAAUUAAGUUACAUUAAUUUAAAAAUAAUAAAUAUAAUACAAUAAAUAUUUUGCCUAAACAUUUACUUUUUAUUAUUUUAAAUCUUAUUACUGGCUAUUUAUAUAUCAAAAGAAACUUAAUGUAACCUUUUUAAAAUGUUUUAUUUCAACUUAACUUAACUCAAUUAAUAAUUAUCACUAACAUGCCAAGGCUUGGCUUUUGGUACUGUUUAAACGCUACUUUUUACAAGUAUUUACAGUUUUAACCAAUAAAAUGUUUCUAGUUUAUCCAAAAUAAGAUACAAAAAAUGUAUUCUAAAUUUAAACAAAGUUUACACAUCCUAAUAAAAUACUGAAAAUUUGUCACUGCUAUAUAAUGAACUCAAGUUUCAAUAAAUGUAAACUGUCUAUGCAGUGGUGGUUUGAAAGAGAGGUGAUAUCAAUUUUUGACCAUUCUCAGACUACUUCUUAUAGCGGUAAAUAAUAUAGUUUCGUUGCUUUAUUAUAUAUUUUAUUCGACGAAAAUAAGCAAAAGAGGGAAGGAUAUACCCCCCCCCUCCAUCAUGGGUAUGAUACUUUGCCUAUGUGUUCUAACUGGUAAAAUAGAUGGACACUAAUCAAUUUAAAUUUAAAUUAUCUCAAAAUCAUAAUAUUCUUAAUUUUUUCUCGAAUUAUUACUUUUUCUCUCUUCCUUAUCUCAAAACCCACCAUUGAUUCGAGGUCUGUUCAAAACUAUAUAUUACUCAUGUUUGAAAAAAAAAAUAGAAAAGACUGUCAAAGAAAUACAAUUUUAUGUACAUUGUAUUUAUUUUUAUUUAUUUUAUUAUAAGCUGGUUCAUAGGGGUCUGAUAAUAGAUCAAUUCACUCUAAUAUAAAUUAAGCUAACAACACAAAAUUGAACUGCUGAACGUAUAUUUUAAUAUUAUAUUAUACGUUAGUAAGAAUGUCAGACACUAAGAGAACGUUACACGUGCAUUUUUUUCCUUCUUACAAGUGCGUAACAUAGCAAAUUUUGUGCCCAGCAAAAAACGUUUAGCUCCGUUAGUUUAAAAAUUAUAGUUAAUUCACAUCUUACAAAAUUUAAAGGUAAGAUUAUUAUCUAUGGAAACUUAUAGGCUUAUUAUUAUAAUAUUUUAAUGAGUAUUUUAAAAUUGUAAAUAUUUUGUACAUUUUAAAAUACUCAUAAACUUGCUUUAAAAUUAAAAUAUAAUAAAAACCCUAUGAGAUACCCUAGAUAAUAAUCUUACCUUUAUAUUUUAUAAGAUGUGAAUUCACUCUAAUUAUUAAACUAAUUGAACUAAACAAAGCUAAAUUAGCGUAAAGUUUGUUAUGUAACGCACUUGUAAGACGGAGACAACAAAAGUCCGUGUAACGUUAUCUUAUAGAUUUGACGAUGUUCAUUUGACCAUUAGUAUUGUGAUUGAAGAUUUCAAUGCUAUAACUGGAAAAAAUAAUCGAAUUAAAAAAUGAAAAAACCUUUUGAUUCACUAUAUUAUUUAAUUUAUUAUACAACUGGUUUGAGUUUUUUUUUUUUGAACAUACCUCGUAUGCCAUUGCCUUUUAUUGACAACUAGUGGUAUAAUUAACAAAAUAAACUAGUUUUAUUUAAAAACUGAACUGAUAGAUGCUAUAAUAUUAAAAUUAUAUUCAAUGUAUAUGUAUAAAAUUAAUAUUUAUUUAUUAUUCAAUAUAUUGGAAUAUAAUAAUGUGCUUUUUAUAAUCAUAUUUAAUAGUCAAUAACUUUAAGUUUUUUUCUAUCUGUUUUAAAAAAAAACAUUAACAGCUAAAUAAGCAAAAUUUUUAUUUUGGGGUAUUUCUUUUGCUUUAUUUAGGGUGAGUUUUUAUAAAUUAUUGAAUAAAUAUUAUUUUAAUUUAAAAUUGCCACACAAAUCGCAAUAAUGAUUAAAAUGAUUAAAUUAGCAUACAUUACCGAAGAAUAAAUAUAUAUUAUAAUUAUUUGUUAUCAUAUUUUUAGUUCAUUGAAUAACUCUUUGAAUUAAUUAUUUAAUACAUUUUAAUUAAAAUGAAAAGUAAUUAGGUAUCUAAAAUAUUAAUCAUGUUUUUAUAAUUUGUAUUAUUAAUAAUAGGUUUUUAAAUAUGUAUAAUUUAUAAUAGAAUAGCUCUUUGAAUUAAUUGUUUAAUUAAAAUUAAAUGCAAAGAACCCAAUUUAAAAAUGUUUUAUACUAAACAAUUCAAUUUUAAUAAUAUGUAUAGUUAAAUUAAAUUAGUAAAAAACUCAUAUAAUUAAUCAAUAACAAAUGUGUCAAAAAACCAAGAAUUUUUUAUACUGUGUAUAAUUUAUUUAAUGCAUGCAUUGUUUAUUUUUAAUUUUAAAUUAAGUUUGAUUAUAAAAGAAAAUUGUAUAUAUUUUAUGCACAAUAUAAACAAUAAUAAAGUUAACACUAAACAAAAUGCUAGAACAUUUUGAUAAAACCGUUUCAUGAGUUUUGAGUUUAUGACUUAAGUAUAAAUAGUAUCAUGUAUUUAUAAAAUUCUGUUUGGCUUACCAAUAUUAGAGUAUCAAAAACUAAAAAUAAAUGUCAAAAUUAUUAAAUUAUACUCCAUUGAUUCCUUUUAUUAGAAUAUUUAGAAAAGUUUUAUUAGUUAUUACACUUUUGAAUAGUGUUUUAAACCCCUGGAUUUUUACCUAAUUUUUCUUAGUACCUAAAUGAUUGCUGAUCAGAUAUCCGUUAUUUUUACUGUCCCAUCCAAAACAUUUCAUGGACCAUAGUGUUUUAAUUAAUGUUUUCAACUAAUUAGUGGUUGGUGACCCAAGGUUUUCGUGGUUUCGUUCGCACCUAUUGAAUAAAUAUAUUUAUUAUAUAAAUAUCAACUUGUUGAAUAAUUUAGUCAUUUUAUCGUUAAAUCUGGUGUGCCUCAAGGGGGUCAUUAUUUGUCCAUCUCUUUCUGUUUAAUAUUUUAAUUAAUACAUACAAUACAGUCUUCUCUUCAAUUUUUUAUCGUAUUUUAGAAUUCCUUAAUGAUAAAAAAUUAUUCCUUAUUAUAACAUCAAAAUUAUGUCCUUCUAUCGAACUCCCAAUCUUAUAAAAAAUAAUUAUUAUUUGGACAAUUCUAUUGAUGUCUCGCAUGACUUAUAAUUUUUCAUAAAGAUUCUGGUUUUAUUUUGAACUCUUCGUGUUUUUGCCCGCUUAUGGAUGUAAUGCAUGUACUUAGUUUUCCCGAAGGAUUUACUAACGUCAACGCUUGUUCAGUCACAUCUCAUUUAGCACUUUAAUCUAUUCUUUAGUAGGAAACGGUGUCUAUAUAUGUACCUACCAAAAUAGAUUGUAUCCGGAACCAAUUUCUCUGUUGAAUAAGUUAUACUUUUGAUUAUGAAGUAGGUAUUAUCACUAGGUCCUAGAUUGAAGAGUACUUUAUAUUGUGCAUUUAUGUGGAAAUAAAAAAAAAGCAAGACUUCUGUAAAAAUUAGUUUUAAGUCAAAUACAUAAAUAAUGUUUAAUAUAAUUUAUGUUUAUACUAAGCUUCUUAAAACAUUAUUUUAAUCUUAUGUAGGUUAGCAAUAUUUCUUUUAACUACCUACCUGGCUACCUAUAGUAUUUAUAAAUGACAUUAAUGUUGUAAGUAGCUCGUUAGCAAUAAUUCAUUUUUAUUUCAUAUUUGGUUGUUUAAAAAUGACAAUAGUCAACUGGACUUUUAGUUUUAUUCAGGAUGAUGGAUUAUUUGUAUUGUAUUUGUAUACAAUUAAAAUAAACUCAAUUUGUAUUUAACA
Metopolophium dirhodum (rose-grain aphid) is the source of this 5386-nucleotide messenger RNA. RefSeq names its product NAD-dependent protein deacetylase Sirt6 (gene Sirt6). The record is from RefSeq and is a predicted model, not a curated record. Lineage: Eukaryota; Metazoa; Arthropoda; Insecta; Hemiptera; Aphididae. Gene Ontology annotation, molecular function: NAD+ binding.